CCACUUCCCACAGAAAUCUACCAGCAGAAAUCUACUGAACUUCCGAAGAGCAUAUUUCUUGAACAUCCAUUGAAUCAAAAGCAAUUCUAAUUGCUACCUUCUACUUCUAAAGCGCUGUUAUUCCUUGGCAAUAGCCUGUAAAAGCAAUUUUAAUUGCUAUUUGGUCAAGAAGGGUUUUCUUUUCAAAAAGCCUUUCUAAUUUGCUGUAUUUGAUUUGACCAUUCUGCCCAGAGAACUAAAGCUAACAUUCUUAAUUUGCUCAAUUUGAUUUGACCAUUCUGCCUAGAGAGCUAAAGCUUACAUUCUUAAAGGUUAUUGCUCUAAUUUGUCUUUCUUCUGAACAGACAUAAUUCUUCCAGGGAUUCAUCUUCACUCACUGUCUCAUCUUAAGAAAUGGCUGGGGAAAAGAAAUCUGCCGCGGCACAUAGACACUAUCUACUCUGUCCAGUUUGUUUGAGGACCCAAGAGUCUCUAUCCUGUCACCUGCGCAGAGUCUGCAUGAAGGAUAAGACACCACCAGAGAUCCUAGAGGUGGUUGAAAAGGCCAAGAAAGAUGUGUGUGACCUCCUGAAGAAUGGACGGGCUUUUAGUUAUGCAGUCCUGAAGCAAAUCGUCUCAUCACCAAAUCCACUCGAAGGAUUGAUUGAGGAGCUGAAAUACCAUCACUUGUUUGUGACAGGAGUCCCUCCUCCUCUGCCCAUUGGUAAUCCAAGGUUGGUCACCGAAACCCUUUCUGAAUGCCCUGGGGAGGCACCCGGAGAGACAGAGCCAUCUGAUGUUGAAUCUUGCGGCAGCAAUGAGCUUUUUCAAUGUAGACAAGAGAAAACGUAUACCAAAGACAAAAUGGUGAAAGCGAAGGCUUUAGGCAUUUUGAAAAAGCAUUCAGCAGAUCAUCCAUUGCUCAAGCGCUUUGCCGACUACCUAAAGAAUGAUUACGAAAAUGCAAAGUACCAACAGGAGGUUGACACUGUUUCCCGGUACCUGUAUUUUGCUGAUCCUACGGAACCAUCUUUGAAGUUUGUCAAUGACAGAGAGAAGCUCAGAGACUUCCUGGGUCAACAGGCUAAGGCAGGGUAUAAGGCACAAACAUCAGGAAAUUACAUCAAGUGCUUGAAAAGGUUCUUGGAGUUCCACUUGACAAGGACCGGCUUGAGACAGGAUGACAGGGAGCUCUACAAGCAGUGCACAUUAUAUUUGAGUUUUUUAACUUCUUCACAGAGUGUCCUCUCUAAGCAAGCGAGCAAAGAAAUUGUGCAAAAGAGGCAUGCCUUGUUGUUUGACAAAAGUCAACCCACACCUCGUGAAUGCUUGGCUGUUCUUGAUAAAGGUGAAGGUGACUUAGUGAAAAUCAUGGAUCAACUUGAUGACAGUUCUUCUUCCUCCCUGAGUAGGACUGAGUGCAUAUUUGUGCUAUACUAUCUUGAGGCAAUUGUCAUACUAAGACACUGCCAACGGCCAUGUGUGGUGCAGAGCAUGAAGGUCAAGGAAUGGCUUGAACGGAAACACGCAGAUGAUGAUUCAAUUGUUUUUGUAAAGGACCACAAGACGGCUGCACAUUUUGUGGUCUCAAUUGUCCUGUCCAAGAAGGAGGAGGCGUGGUUUGAGAAAUAUUACACCAAAGUGCGCCCACAGCUCCUUGCUGGCGAAAGGAAACGUAAGCGAGAUGAGCAGGGUGAGAAGGAUGGAGAUGAUUUUUUCUUUGUGUCCUCCCGCGGUAAGCCAAUUUACAAUGCAGCGGGUGAUCUGAUAAAGCUCCAGCAAAAGUGCAACGUCCCCCAGGUGAGCAGCCAGGUUGUACGGAGGGUAUUUGAGACAGCAGCUAACCGCCUGGAUGACCCUCAGAAGAAAGCAGUUUCUGACUACCUGGCCCAUUCUGGCACAACAGCUGACAAACAUUACAGGAUGAAAUCUCUUGAAUCCAUUGUGAUGGCUGCUGGUCUGCUGAAGAAAUUACAGAAGCAGAAGAAGUCAAGUGCUGGGCCUUCCGGUCAAGAGGCUCUUGGAGAAGGGACCAGCCCUCAGUCAGUGGAGUCUUCCAGCCAUGGUGACCAUUGUGCUCUCCCUCAGCCUUCCUUGAGACAGCUAGUGAUCGAUUUAGAGAGGAUUCCUGAGGGAAAUAACAAAGUCAAAUUCCACAAGGAAUUCAAGUCCCUCUUGGAAAAGCACCCUGUGACACUGAGUGGUCAAAUCCCAAAAAUGAGACACCGCAGGGACACCUCGGAGGCCAAUCAGCGGAAGCUUUACACACACUGGGCGGAAAAGCAAUUAGAAAUGCGUGUAAAACACACCCGUGAACAAUUCAAUCGGAGGAGGCCAACGAAAGAGCGUGUCGACACAUGGGUCAAAAAGCAGGGAUGGAAGUGCAAGGCUGCCAACAUCAGCACUGAGGUUGUGGAGAACUGGGCACCAUCUGGAUCUGAGGACCGCAUCAUGGACAACAAACAGAUCCAGACAUUGGUGAAAACACAAGACUGGAAAGGACUGCACAUCACACAGUUUGAAGAGAAGGGCGAUGGGAUCAUUACGACCCGCACUUUUAAGAAAGGCGAGGUUGUAUGUGAUUAUCAUGGGCCUGUUGUUAGUGGAAAGGAGGGCGAGAACAUACACAAAAACACAACUGGAAAGGAGACUGGAUAUAUCUUCUUUUUCCGGAACAGUAAAGGACAGUCAUUGUGCAUUGAUGCCCACUCAGACAGGUGUCAUUGCCACCCUGACAAGAGAACAUUUGGCAGGCUGUUGAAUCAUUCCAAAAAGAACUCGAACAUCAAGCCCCUGCACUGUGUGGUGGACAAGGAUGGAGAAAUGAAGGAUGUGAUCCUUUUCAUUGCAACCAAGGACUUGCCAGUGGGUGAGGAAGUUCUGUUUGACUAUGGAGUCAACAAAAAAUAUUUUAACAAUGAGGGGUCGGACCUUGACUGGCUCUAGCAGGGCAUCAGCCUUCAGAGACACAUAUGACAUGUCCCUGGUUGGUGAAAUGUUUCAUCUGUGUGUUUGUUUGUGCUGAUGGCUCUUUAAAGGAUAGGGAUGAGGACUCCAAAAUCGUACCAUGACCCGUUUGGUGAGAUGUUUCAUAUGUUUUUUAGUGGAUCAAUUCUUGGCAUGUAUGGAUAAACUUUCUGAAUAUAAUAAUAAUAAUAAUACAUUUUAUUUAUAAUGCACUUUAUAUUCAAGAAUCUCAAAGUGCUUCAGAGAAAAAAAAAAAAUACCAAAAAACUAUUAAAAAGGGGGAACCUCAAAGAAAGUUUAGCUAAAUGCUCUUUUAAAGAGAUGGGUUUUGAGGUUCCGUUUAAAAAGAGCUGUAGUCUGUGGAGCCCUCAGGUGGUCAGGGAGGGCGUUCCAUAGUCUAGGGGCAGCAGCAGAAAAGGCCCGAUCACCCAUGGUGCACAGCUUCGUAUGUCGGGUUUGGAGGGUGUGAGUGG
Molecule: messenger RNA, 3419 nt
Organism: Gadus chalcogrammus (walleye pollock)
Lineage: Eukaryota; Metazoa; Chordata; Actinopteri; Gadiformes; Gadidae
Product: N-lysine methyltransferase KMT5A-A-like
Exons: 5
Coding region: 394-2925 (843 amino acids)
Molecular function (GO): protein binding; DNA binding
Source: RefSeq, a predicted model, not a curated record